GAGCGUUUUCCCAAGCACCUUUCCCAACUCAAAAGGAAAGGCUAACUUUACGCAAUAUGUAAUUUCCAACCGCGCCGAGAAACCUAUUUAAAUGACACGGAUCAAUGAAUAAAAGUUUGCCGUGAGAGCGCGUGCUGUGAUUGGGCUGAACGGAGGGCUCGUGAUGCUCGGGCACAUAUAAAGGGCGACCUGCGCUCCUGUCAUGCACGCCGCCGGGAGAAGGAACUGAUAAAGAGACUGGCCACAUCACGCGCAUUUUGCCAACCAAGUCACCGCGAGACAGAGAUAAAGGAGCUCCUCUAAUUCAAUCAAAAGCCAGUGUAAUUUAGUAAGAGAUGCCGCUAAGGACCGGACUUUUGCUUCUCGCCGUUCUCAUCGCCUCCGCGUAUGAACUGGAUCACAACGAAUCCUAUUCGCCCAGGAGAGCACGCUUCUCCGCCAACAGCCCCUCUGAUGUGGCACGUUGCUUGAACAGCGCCCUCCAGGUGGGUUGUGGUGCCUUCGCUUGUCUUGAAAACUCAACGUGUGACACAGACGGCAUGCACGACAUCUGCAAGUCCUUCCUUUAUAGCGCUGCUAAAUUCGACACUCAGGGCAAGGCUUUUGUGAAGGAUAGCUUGAAGUGCAUCGCCAAUGGCAUCACCUCCAAGAUCUUUCUAACAGUCAGACGGUGUUCUACCUUCCAAAGGAUGAUUUCUGAAGUUCAAGAGGAGUGUUAUAGCAAGUUGGACAUUUGCACAGUGGCCAAAUCAAACCCAGAAGCCAUUGCAGAGGUGGCUAAAUUACCAAACCACUUUCCAAACAGGUUUUAUGGGAAACUAUUGCAGAGUUUGAUGGAGUGCGACGAGGAAACAGUGGACCUGGUGAGGGCGAAUCUGUUGACCCGAUUAGGGCCUGAGAUCGCCACGCUCUUCCAGCUACUGCAGAACAAGCCGUGUCCGUCUGCCGCAGUACCUACUGGAGCGGAGACUCGUGGUGGGUGGCGAUGGUCUGUAAGUCCCCACGGAUACAAGAACCAGCCAAAUCUACGCAACAGAGAUGCCUCGAAUCUUUUUGGCAAGAAACGCAACAUCGGCGACAGCUCGUAACUUCAGACCGAUUCGCUGGUCCAAACCUAGCCAUCAAGCUAACAUACACAAGCGCAAAGUGAAAACACACAAAAAAAAGAAAGCAAGACAAAAAAGUGGUUUAUUUUUCAAGGCUAUACAGGGACACAUUCCUUCUCAACUGGAAAAAGGCAUGUACCAGUCCAAAAAACAUCUGGAAUGUUUAAGUCUAUGUUUGUCACUUCAUAUUUGAUGAAAAGAGUUUCGUUAUCAGGAUUCAAGGGGAAAUCGGGCUGAUGUGCUUCUUGCGCAGGGAAAGCGAUGUUGGGAAUCAUCGAAACAUUCAGGUCAUUAUGUAGAGAGCUCUUAGAUAGACUUAUUUUCAUGAAAAUAUCUAUAGAAAUAUAAAAAGGAAAAUAAUAUCAUAUAAAUCAAUAGCCAUUUGUAUUUGAAAUAUAUCUUACAGAGAUUACAGCGAAGAAAAAUGUAUGUGUGUGUAUGUGUAUACUGAAUCUAUCGUUGAUGUGAAAUAGUCCGCAUGUGCUAUAUAGAAAUAAGAUUGUACUAUUUAUUUAUUAACAGAUAUUUUACUAUAUUAGCUGUUAAUCUCAGAUUGCCACUAGCCUUUGUGAGUCUCCCAUUUGGCGAGAGUUAUCUUCAAAUAUCUAUGUGCAGGAAUUCAUUGAAAUACCAAAAAACACUACAUAAAUACAGCCACGUCACAGUGGAUGACCGAUCAUUAUUUAACAAAAUAGUUAUCCAGUUGCACAGGAAGGGAUAUUCCUUUAAAAAAUGCAUAAUUACGUAAACGUAGCUAGCAUUUUUUAUUUGAAUAUAUUUUCUUAACUCUCGGAUUCCAAUGCUAUUUCAUGGCAAUUCGUACGUAUUUUAUGAGGUGGUGAAAUUCAUAUUCAUUCGUGUACAUGUAUGAAUGAUUUGUCUUUUUCCGCUUUUACGUUGGGGGGGCGGGUUAGGAGUGGGUUUUCUUUAUUGUUUUUUAUUUGUUUGUUUUCAUAUGAAUUAGCCAACUCGUAAAAUAUGUACGAAUUCUCGUAAAAUCAGGCUGGAUUGUCCCACCGAAUUAAAAAAUAAUAACUCUUCUCAUUAUCUGUUAUAGUAGUGCAAUGCAAAAAUAAACCGGUAACACUUUACUUGAAGAGGUGUUCAUAAGACUGACAUGACACCUUCAUAAUCAUGACAUACACGUCUCUAGAACAUGAAGGAGAUUUUUAUGCACAUUUAUGACAACUGUCAUUAAAGGCGGAGUCCACGAUGUUUGAAAGCCAAUGUUGAUAUUUGAAAACACCUAAGCAAACACGCCCCUACCCCAAUAGAAUCUGGACCUUCUGUUGAUAGACCCGCCCCACACAUACGCAACCCGGCAAGGAUGUCGGUUAGUAGACACGCUCCUUACUGCUGAUUGGCUAUAAGUGUGUUUUCGUAGUCGGCCCGACUCCUUUUUCCAAAGUGUUUUUCAAACAUCGUGGACUCCGCCUUUAAGUGACAUUUGUUCAAUCAAUGCAAGGAUGACAUUGUUUGAGAUGUCUUUGUUAUGACAACUUGACAUAAACCAAUACAUCAUAACUAAUCUGUCAUAAACAUGACAUAGCAGAAUAAUUUUCAAACUUAAGAAACUACCUAGCUUUAUGGGUUAACAUUACAUUAAACUGUCAUUUAAAUGUCAUUAAGUGUUAAUACUCUGUCAAAUAAUUUUAAAUACCUUAAAGUCGACAUGAAACGGAAGUAUCAAUUGCCUAAUUUUCCCCGUGGUGAUGAGUAUCCGAGUAAAACCGGCCUCUGAAAUGAAAUAAGGCAGGGCUGGAUUUGAAUUUGUCUAUUGAGUUUUCAUUUAAUUUUAGGUUAAUUGGUCUCCAAAUGUAAUAAAAUAUACAUUUAUAAAAUGUAAUUAUUAUUAUUAUUAUUAUUAUUAUUAUUGAAUAAUUGAUUUUAUUUUUUAAACACAUGUACGGAGCCCCUAAGGGGACAUGGAGAAUAAACUAAAUAAAGUUUAGAAACUAUCGCGUUUAGUUUCGCGUGCGCACGCAAUAGUUUCGCGGGCGCACAUGAAACUUUUGCUUUCACGUGCGCAAGCAGUAGGUUCAGGUGCGCGCGAAACUAAACUUUAAAAAAAUCUGCACAUGAAGGUUUCGCGUGAGCACGUGAAAGUUUCACUUGACCAGGCAAAAGUUUCACGAGAGCACAUGAAAAUAAACUUUGGAUUUUUUUUACUCCAAUGUCACCUUAGGGGCUUUAUGAACUGAAGAAUAUUCAUGACGCUGUUAUAAAACAAUUUGAAAGAGUAUUAACACUUAAUGACAGUUUAAUUAUAUUAUAUUAUAUUUGUACCACUGUAGUUGAGGUCAAGAAAAAUAUUCAUGAUGAUGUUAUAAAACUAUAUGACAGAGUAUUAACACUUAAUGACAUUUUAAUGACGAAUUAUAUUUGUACCACUGUAGUUGAGGUCAAGAAAAAUAUUCAUGACUCUGUUAUAAACUAUAUGACAGAGUAUUAACACUUAAUGACAUUUUAAUGACAAAUUAUAUUUGUACCACUGUAGUUGAGGUCAAGAAAAAUAUUCAUGACUCUGUUAUAAACUAUAUGACAGAGUAUUAACACUUAAUGACAUUUUAAUGAAAAAUUGUAUUUGUACCACUGUAGUUGAGGUCAAGAAAAAUAUUCAUGACACUGUUAUAAAACUAUAUGACAGAGAAUUAACACUUAAUGACAUUUUAAUGACAAAUUAUAUUUGUACCACUGUAGUUGAGGUCAAGAAAAAUAUUCAUGACUCUGUUAUAAACUAUAUGACAGAGUAUUAACACUUAAUGACAUUUUAAUGACAAAUUAUAUUUGUACCACUGUAGUUGAGGUCAAGAAAAAUAUUCAUGACUCUGUUAUAAACUAUAUGACAGAGUAUUAACACUUAAUGACAUUUUAAUGAAAAAUUAUAUUUGUACCACUGUAGUUGAGGUCAAGAAAAAUAUUAAUGAUGAUGUUAUAAAACUAUAUGACAGAGUAUUAACACUUAAUGACAUUUUAAUGACAAAUUCAAAUUGUAUCACUGGUAAAAAGUGGUCAGUUAUGUUGUCUUGGUAAUAUCAAGUUGUCAUGACAAGUUAUGAUGUAUUGGUUAAUGUCAAGUUGUCAUACAAAGACAAUUCAAACAAUGUCAUCUUUGCAUUAAAAAUGACAAAUGACGCCUAAUGACAGUUGUCAUAAAUGUGCAUAAAAUCUCUUUCAUGUUCAUGAAAUGUGUCAUGUCAGGCUUAUGAACACCCCUUCAAGUAAAGUGUUACAAAAUAAAUUUUAGGAGGAAAUUCAAUUCUAAGCCCAGAGCUACAUCUACAGUAAACACAGAUUUUGGCCAACUUGUUGGACAGAUGAACAAGUUUCUCCCUGUUGAAUAUGACAUUCAGAAGUCUUUAAAUACGCUGAUUCCAGUGUUGCAGAGACACGAGAAAAACCUGUCUAUUUAAAAAAGCAUAUUCAUUGACUAAUAUUUAUUUUCUUACUAUAUUAUUUAAGUGUUUAUUUUAUUAUUUCUUUGGGCAAUAUUAGUACAUUCAGCAAGCAUUAGUUUACAGAUACUGUGCUUUUUUGGUGCGUUUUGUUGCUUAGUGUCCGUUUUUUUUUUGGGAGCUAUUUUAAAUGUAUUUAAUCUGUCUGGCAUUCUCUGAGCUCUUCUUAGUUGACUGUACAAGGCCCAUGUUAUGACUCUGUGCUGGUCAUAGGGGAACACAAGUCAGGUCACCUUUUUGGCGAAUGUUAUACGGGACCACUAUAAUGCACAUAUUUUAAAACCUUUCUCGAGCGUUGCCACAUACUGUGUUGUCAUGCAGGGUGAUUUAGUCGUUUCGAGUAUAUUAUUAGCUUUAAAGGAGAUGACAUCCAGUAUUUCCUAGCUGGUUUUGCUUUGAUAAUAAUGAUAGACACAUUAAACAGAAAAUUUCGGGCAGUCACAGCAAAGUGUUUUCUGGAGCCAUUCUUGACACUAUGCAAUAUACAAGGCCUAUUUCUCUUAAGAGUGGUGAGGGGGAGAUCUAUUCGCUUCUUGGGAUUGUUCGGAUUAGCAAAGAUUUGAGAGCAGAGAGAUGCUUGUGUUGGGCUGGGGGCUUUGAAUCCAAUCAAACUACCGCAAAACCACUUUUGGUUAUUCACAUCCAAAAAUGAAUUCCAUUGCGAAGAAACCAUCUCACCACUGAGUGACUUAACCAUUUAACCAUUGUUCAUCCUUAAAUAAGUCACUUUUGCUUAGGCAUUAAAGUAAGUGUUCGUGCUGCCUUAAAAUUUUGACUUAAUUCACACUGUAAAAAUUUGCUGUAAUUAUGCAGCUGGUUCCCAGUAACUUACUGUAGAAGAUAAAGACUAAAAAUAUUUCUUGUUCAUUUAACUUUGAACUAACUGUUGCCAGUAAAUAACAUAAAUGUAAAAUCUACAGUAAGUUACUGGCAGCUAGUUGCCAGUAAUGCCCAGUAAUACUGUAAUUUCUACAGAGAUUUUUUACAGUGCAACUUAUUAGUUAACUCAAAAAUCUAAGGCAUCACAAACACUCACAAUUUUUAAGUUGAACCAACAAAUCAUUUUUUACAGUGUGGUGAACUCAGACAGGUGAUAUUGUGGUGUUAAUACAGAAGUUUGUUUGAAUUAGACCCAAAGAGUUACUGUAAGAGAGACGGGCAGAAUGACUGUUUUCCUUAAACCAAAUGAUCUGCAAAUCUAAAACUAAUUCACCAAACUAUGCAAUAAUAUCUAGUAAGAUUUCAUUAAAAGGGGCCAUUUCAGUUUUGAAACUCAAACAGUAGCGUUUUCUUCUCCUAUAAGAGAUCAGAUUCCCAGUAAUAUUGUCUUUCAAUAUUAACAAUCUUGUUGUUUUCUAUUUAUGUACUUUUUGUUUAUUUCUAGUUUCAUUCUUGUUUAUUUGAUGUUCCUGAUUUGGCCAAAAUGGUUAUCCUUAAUUAACUUUGUAUAUGUUUAAAUGUGUCCUUAGGUUCUCUCUUAAAGGGAUAGUUCACCCAAAAAUGAAAAUUCUCUUAUCAUUUACUCACUUUCAUGUUGUUACAAACCUGUAUACAUUUCUUUGUUCCACUGAACACAAAGGAAGAUAUUUUGAAGAAUGUUUGGAACCAAAAUAGUGAAAAGCCUUUAACUCAUACCCGAAAUGUCACCUCUGCAUUUUACCCAUCCCAGUGAGUAUUUAACACACACACACACACACGCCCCGAACCGGCAACUCUCGGGUUACAAGCCAGACUAUCUAUAACCACUAGGCUACAACUGCCCCCGUGAUCUGGGGCACCAUUGACUUCCAUAAUAGGUAAAAAUAAAACCAUUGAAGUGAAUGGUGCCCCAAAUCAAAAUAUCUUCAUUUGUGUUCAUCAGAACAAAGACAUUUAUACAGGUUUGUAACAACUUGAGGGUGAAUAAAUGAUGACCGAAUUUUCAUUUUCCAGUGAACUAUCCCUUUAAUAUAUGCACUUUCUGUCUAAUAGGACCACUGUAAAAGGGCAUUGAAGCAUUUUUAAAGUAUGAACCUUAAUUCUGAAUUCAGACACGUGAAUAGCUGCUGUGUUCUUGUUCAAUAGGAUGUAGUGGCAUAGUGAGGACUUUUUGUUUUGUUUGGAAAUAUGAUAUGAGACGAUAUCGCAAUCUAUUAAACACCAAGGACAUUCCUGUACCAAACAGUUGCUGCUAAACUGAUUUCCAACCCCACUGUGUUAUGUUAAAGCUUUUCUUACUAUUAAAAUUUGUCCUGCUUUCACUGUGUGCUCAUCCCCUUGGUUCCCAAUGGGUAAUAAACAUUUUCAUUUACCAGUGGCCGAAUAAGCACAGUUAUGGAGGUAUCUCAUACCAUCUCCAGUGAGUGCACACGUUUGCUUCAACCCAGCUAUAGUUCAUCAGAUCUCGCAUUGAAGCAACAUAUGAUUGGUGGUAUGGCCGCUUUGUUAUCUUUACAUUAUUAAAGUGUGUUGUACACUUAAAUGUCAAUGUACGUUAAUCUGUUAAGUUAUUAUUACAUUACAUUUGUUAGACUGCUGUGGAUACAAUAAUUGUUCUCGGUCAUACAAAGCCUCCGCUAGCUCACCAUGUUAUUCAUAUUGUGAGGAUUUUCGAAAUGUAAUGGAUUUUGUAAACUUCAGAGAAUGUAUAUUUUAUCAAAUGUCUGUAUAUGGUUCAAAGGGAUGCCUAAAGAAAGUUUAUCGCAGCCCAUAUGAACUUGAAUAGCAUUGUGUCCUUAUCACGGUGGAUUUAUGGUGGAUUAGCCAAGCUUGGAGACUGACCCUUCUUGUUGCCAAAUUUAUAUAACCACUGCCUCAAGGAAACAUUUCGACGACUAGUCUUGGAAUUGAAUUUAACGUUCAUUGCCUAUGUAGAAUAGAAACGAUUGAAGCUAUGUGUUUGAUAGAUUUGUCACAGUAACAUGUUUCAGGUUAGUUUAGCCCUCACUUAAUAAUGUCAUUUUAUGUCAUUGAAAACUACAGAAUGCACUACAACAGAGACGAUCUGUUCAUACAGGUUCUUUACAAUCUCUGAUUCACCAAGAAUUGGUGAUAUUUCCUCUUUGACCCAGGGCCAUGUUAACCAGGCUACAUAAGCCAUUAAAACUGUAUGGUACUCGCUCUUCUCAAAACUUGAAACCACUUCUCAUAUUCCUGUUUAAGAUGUUACAAAUAAAUGUUAUUUUUUCAGAGAUUUAUGUGCCCUUUCGAGUUGCAGUUUGAAACCAAAAUAAGUCAAGGUUGUUGUGCAAGGCAUUUUAUUUAAGGCAUUCUCUUGUUUUGUCCCUAGGGUUACAUAUGAUGGAAAUUUGUGAUUGAUUUGCACUUUAUUCUAAACUCAUACACAUAUAUACCUGUGUGUGUAUAUAUGUGCUGGGUUUCUCUGUGUGCUGACAGAUUAACAAAAGAUACAAAUGCAUCAACUAUGUGUCUUUUACGGUGUAUUAAUAAACUAUGAUCAGAUCUGA
Molecule: messenger RNA, 8007 nt
Organism: Misgurnus anguillicaudatus (oriental weatherfish)
Lineage: Eukaryota; Metazoa; Chordata; Actinopteri; Cypriniformes; Cobitidae
Gene: stc1
Product: stanniocalcin 1
Biological process (GO): intracellular calcium ion homeostasis
Cellular component (GO): extracellular region
Molecular function (GO): hormone activity
Source: RefSeq, a predicted model, not a curated record